This is a messenger RNA of Kickxella alabastrina, 1046 nucleotides long. Its product is annotated as pyridoxal phosphate-dependent transferase. NCBI's taxonomy places the organism in Eukaryota, Fungi, Kickxellomycota, Kickxellomycetes, Kickxellales, Kickxellaceae. The record is from RefSeq and is a predicted model, not a curated record. The transcript is spliced from 2 exons. Gene Ontology annotation, cellular component: cytosol. Gene Ontology annotation, biological process: L-threonine catabolic process; glycine biosynthetic process. The annotation marks the transcript as partial. Gene Ontology annotation, molecular function: L-allo-threonine aldolase activity.
AUCCGUAACUGGGACCUGCGGUCAGACACAGUGACCAAGCCCAACAGCACAAUGCUCUCCGCCAUGCUCUCUGCGCCCGUCGGUGACGACGUCUUUGGUGAAGAUCCAACAGUUGCCGCACUUGAAGCCCGCGUAGCCUCUCUAUGCAACAAGCCAGCGGCGCUCUUCUGCGCAUCCUCAACGAUGGCCAACCAAUUAGCAAUCCGCACGCACAUGCGCGAUCCGCCAGAGUCGCUGGUGUGCCAUACGGACGCGCACGUAUUUGCAUACGAGAGUGGCGGUGCCUCACUCCUGUCGCAGACGCAGAUGAUCCCUGUUAAGCCGUCCGAGGGACAUAACCUGCGGCUGGCGGAUGUUCAGCGCGUGUUCAUAAAGAAUAAUCAAUUGGGUCAUUGCGCGCCGACCCACUUGGUAGUUUUGGAAAACACCAUGGCGGGUGUGAUUAUGCCGGUAGAGGAUAUGCGGGAGAUUUCGGCAUUUGCGCGUGAGCAUGGGGCUAGACUGCAUUUGGACGGAUCGCGGCUGUGGAACGCGUCGGUGGCCAGCGGUAUUGCGAUCGCAGAGUACGCUGGGCUGGUGGAUACGCUCAACCUGUGUCUGUCCAAGGGCAUGGGGUGCCCGAUUGGUGCUGUCUUGGUGGGCAGCGAGCAGUUUAUUGCCAAGGCGCGCCAUUUCCGCAAGGUCUUUGGCGGCGGAUGGCGCCAGGCGGGUGUCCUCGCAGCGGCUGGCCUCAUGCCAUUGAUCAUGCUGGCUAGGCGACUGGCCGACGGGCUGAGUAAGUGCGGCUUUGAGAUCGCCCUGCCUGUGGAUACCAACAUGGUGCUGGUGCGCGCGCCGUCUGCAGUACUGGACGCGCAGAGAAUUUUCGUCGAGGCCGCCCUCGAGAAGGGCGUGAAGCUGGUCACCAUCUACGGCAACGUGCUACGGAUCGUGCUGCACCAUCAGAUCGACAGCAACUGCAUUGAUGUUCUGUUGGAAACCGCAACGACCUGUUUUGGUAAUGUUUAAGGUUGGUGGGAGUUUAUUUUAAUAAUAUACAUGGGAUU